This is a messenger RNA of Paramecium primaurelia, 978 nucleotides long. NCBI's taxonomy places the organism in Eukaryota, Ciliophora, Oligohymenophorea, Peniculida, Parameciidae. The record is from the annotation of a GenBank genome assembly.
AUGAAUAGACAUAUUUUACUCUUACUUUUUUUAUUUGUGGCCCUUGAUAAUUGUGUCAAAUUCCCAAUUAAAUAAAGAUGCCAAUGUAGCGAAUAUGAUACCCUAUUUUGUCCUGGUCCACCUUUUUGCUCUAUAAAUGGAUCCAAUUGUGAAGAAUUUCAGUGCAAAUAUACAAAUGAACUAUAUUGUACUCCAUUUGAUACCUUAAAUCGUUGUAAAUGGAAUCAAAGUACAAAUUCUUGUGAAAAUUAUACCUAUCAAUGUACUGAAUUGACAACUUAUCAAUCAUGCCUUGGACAAUUUAUAGGAGUAUAUUAAGAAAUAGAAUGUAUGUGGUAAGAUAAUUAAUGCAAGCCACAAGACUGUACUUAGAUCAAUAAUUGCGAUUCUUUAAGCUGCUCUAUGUCUACAUAAGGAUGCGGCAAAAAAAUAGAAAAUUUAGACUGUUCAUCUUAUACCCCUGAAACUUGUUAUAUUACAGAUGGAUACGGAAACAGCUGUCAUAUAGAUAAGGACUUAAAAUGCAAGAAAUAUAGUGCCCUUCCAAUUUGUUCAGAAUUAGAAGAAUAGAUGCCUGAUAAAUAAUCUGCAAUUUCUUUUUGUAAUGGAUUUUGCUAUUAUGAUAUUAAUUCAUAAUAGUGUAUACCAAAAGAGUGCAGCUAGAUCACUUAAGAAUCAGAAUGUACUAAUUAUAUCUACGAUAUUCCAAAUGAGUUAUUCAUACCAUGUAUUUGGUCGAAUAGUAAAUGCAAUGAAGUCAGUGAGAAAGAUUUUGAAACUUUUGAUCUUCAUAAGUGUUUUUAAUUUGGAAUGACUCAUUAUACAUGGUAACCUUCUACCUCAAAAUGUAAAUAAUGUAGUCUUGUGGAUAGAUUUAAAUAAAACCCAUCAGAAAACCCAAAUAGUGAUUCCAAAGAUUAAAAUAAUGGAAUUUCAAUAUUAUAAUGGGCUUUGAUGUGGAUUGCAACUCAAAUAUGA